This is a messenger RNA of Oryzias melastigma (Indian medaka), 1379 nucleotides long. RefSeq names its product exosome component 2 (gene exosc2). Bases 253 to 1134 code for a protein of 293 amino acids. Gene Ontology annotation, molecular function: RNA binding. The record is from RefSeq and is a predicted model, not a curated record. Gene Ontology annotation, cellular component: nuclear exosome (RNase complex); cytoplasmic exosome (RNase complex). Gene Ontology annotation, biological process: CUT catabolic process; U4 snRNA 3'-end processing; TRAMP-dependent tRNA surveillance pathway. Lineage: Eukaryota; Metazoa; Chordata; Actinopteri; Beloniformes; Adrianichthyidae. The transcript has 9 exons.
UAGUAGUUGGUAAUAAUGCUAGAACACGCUUGUAAUACGUUGAAGAAGCAAGUCGAAGGAAGUUCUAUGCUAGCAUAAUAUACUGUUUAGUUGGCAUUUAUUACAAUUUGAUCGGGUAAUCACUUGUUAUUGUUAACAAUAAAAUAUCGAAAAACUAUUUACAUCAAUUGUUGCUUUUUAUAUCGCCAAUUCGACUUAAAAUUGCGUGAAUCAAGUCUUAGGCGAAUAAGAAGAGGAGUUUGGGGAAGCAGCAUGGCUCUUGACAUGAGAUUACCGACAGUGAGGAAAACUGUGUCUGUAUCAACUUCGGUUUUCGAUCGAAAGGAUAUGGUUGUCCCUGGAGACAUAAUCACUUCGGACACAGGUUUUAUGAGGGGGCAUGGCACCUAUGUUGAUGAAGAAAUGCUGACCGCUUCAGUUGCUGGAGAGGUGCAGAGGGUGGACAAACUCAUCUGUGUCAGACCACUGAAGACCAGAUUUAAUGGUGAAGUUGGAGAUGUUGUGGUUGGCAGAAUUACAGAGGUGCAGCAGAAACGCUGGAAGGUGGAAACUAAUUCCAGACUGGACUCUAUCCUGUUGCUCUCAUCAGUAAACUUGCCUGGAGGAGAGCUGAGGAGGAGAUCAGCAGAAGAUGAGCUGACCAUGAGAGAAUAUCUUCAGGAGGGGGAUCUCAUAAGUGCAGAAGUGCAGUCUGUCUUUUCAGAUGGAGCCUUGUCACUUCAUACUCGCAGUUUAAAAUAUGGAAAAUUGGGUCAAGGAGUGCUGGUGCAAAUUUCACCUUCUCUGAUCAAGAGGCAGAAAAGUCACUUCCACAAUCUUCCAUGCGGUGCAUCUAUUAUCCUUGGGAAUAACGGCUUUGUGUGGUUGUAUCCCACAAUGGGACAACAAGAGGAGGAAGCUGGAGGUUUCUACACCAGUCUUGAGCCUGUUAGCCUGUCAGAUCGAGAGGUGAUUUCACGGCUGAGAAACUGCUUACUGGCCUUGGCUGCACACAAAGUCCUUUUGUACGACACCAGUGUUCUCUAUUGCUACGAAUCAUCACUGCAGCAUCAGGUCAAAGACAUCUUAAAACCUGAAGUGAUGGAAGAGAUUGUCAUGUUGACGCAACAGAAGCUGCUGGAACAGGAAGGAUGAAAGACCCAUGCUAAAACCACAUUAAAAAAAAACUAGGGGACCACCGCCCACUUAUGCAAAGAUGGAGUUUGCUAGUUUUAUAUUGUCCCAUCUUUCAAAGUGAGGUGCUCAGAGACCAAGUUCUAUAUGUGAUAUCAAUACAUAUACCCUGAAUGCAAAUAAAAAUGUUUCCAUCUUUGUAAUAGCUCAGCUUGACGUUAGAUAAUGAUGGUUUUGUAUUAAAUAAAAUUUCUGUCAUUUCUGUA